ACCACCGUAGAGUUUCAAGAUGGCGUCGCAGUACUACCAGGAGAUGCAGGAGAGCUUCAAAAAUAACAACAAAAGUCGUGAAUUCCCGGCUCACACAGCUAAAGUCCACUCGGUGGCGUGGAGCUGUGAUGGCAGGAGACUCGCCUCCGGAUCUUUUGAUAAAACAGCGAGCGUUUUUAUCCUCGAAAAGGACCGAUUGGUGAAAGAGAACAACUACAGAGGUCAUGGUGACAGUGUGGAUCAGCUCUGCUGGCAUCCAACCAACCCAGAUCUGUUUGUCACAGCGUCCGGAGACAAAACCAUACGUAUCUGGGACGUCCGCACCACCAAAUGCAUCGCAACUGUCAAUACAAAAGGAGAGAACAUCAACAUCUGCUGGAGCCCUGACGGUCAGACCAUCGCCGUGGGUAACAAAGAUGAUGUGGUGACCUUUAUUGAUGCCAAAACGCAUCGCUCCAGGGCAGAGGAGCAGUUCAAGUUCGAGGUGAACGAGAUCUCCUGGAACAACGACAACGACAUGUUCUUCCUUACAAAUGGCAACGGCUGCAUCAAUAUUCUGAGUUAUCCAGAGCUGAAGCCGAUCCAGUCCAUCAACGCUCACCCGUCCAACUGCAUCUGUAUCAAGUUCGACCCCACGGGGAAAUACUUCGCCACAGGAAGUGCCGACGCCCUCGUCAGCCUGUGGGACGUGGACGAACUGGUGUGUGUCCGCUGCUUUUCCAGGCUGGACUGGCCGGUGAGGACGCUGAGCUUCAGUCAUGAUGGGAAGAUGUUGGCGUCGGCCUCCGAGGAUCACUUCAUCGAUAUCGCAGAGGUGGAAACAGGAGAGAAGCUGUGGGAGGUUCAGUGUGACUCUCCAACCUUCACGGUCGCCUGGCACCCGAAGAGGCCGCUGCUGGCCUACGCCUGCGACGACAAGGAGGGCAAAUACGACAACAACCGAGAGGCGGGAACAGUCAAACUGUUCGGCCUCCCCAACGACUCCUGAGACAGAUCAGCUGAGUUUUCCUUUGUUAAACUAAACUCUUUCCCUCCAACUCUUGUGAUCAGUCAGACCUUAGGAGAAAGAGAAACAUAAUAGAAGCAUCAUGAGAUCAAACAUACAUCUCCGAGGUUACUGCUGCUUUGCUCUUAAAGCAGCAGUAACCUUCAGCCACCAGCAGGCGGCGCAGCCGUCCUGACUUUCCUCUGAAACAGCUGACUGCUUCAUUCCCUGUUUGUAUACACAGAAACAAACACACGUGCUGUAAUAUAUGUUGUUUUUUAUGUAAAAUAGCGGUUUUUGAUAUUAAAAUUGGUCUCUUUAUAAAAA
Centropristis striata (black sea bass) is the source of this 1312-nucleotide messenger RNA. RefSeq names its product THO complex 3 (gene thoc3). Bases 20 to 988 code for a protein of 322 amino acids. Gene Ontology annotation, biological process: mRNA export from nucleus. NCBI's taxonomy places the organism in Eukaryota, Metazoa, Chordata, Actinopteri, Perciformes, Serranidae. The record is from RefSeq and is a predicted model, not a curated record. The transcript is spliced from 6 exons. Gene Ontology annotation, molecular function: protein binding. Gene Ontology annotation, cellular component: THO complex part of transcription export complex.